Paramecium sonneborni is the source of this 1413-nucleotide messenger RNA. NCBI's taxonomy places the organism in Eukaryota, Ciliophora, Oligohymenophorea, Peniculida, Parameciidae. The record is from the annotation of a GenBank genome assembly.
AAAUGAAUGAAGUAGAAAUCUCAAGCAAAAAUGAUACAGAGAUUUUAAGAAUUAUCAAUGAUUACAUAAAACAAGGAUAUUAAGUUUUUCUUUAAAAAAGAUGCACAGACAAAUUUAUUAUGUAAACAGAAUAUAUAGUAUUAAUUUAACUUAUAAUUCAAGACUCCUGGAGUAUUAGAUAUUGAUAAUUCAUAAGUUUUUAUUUAAAACACACUAGAGGCAGAAGAUUAAUAAAAACAUAGUGAAAUUAGUAAAAUCGAUAAUAAAUAAUUUGAAUAAUCAAGAGAUUGUAGUAUUAAUGAUUAAUGUGAAAAAUUGGCAGAGACUAUGCAAAAAUAACUUUGUUUAUUUUCUAGAGAUUCUUUAAUAUUUAUUCCUAGAUAAACAAUCACUGAUUUCAAUAAAAUUUUAAGUCCUUAAGUAAAAGAAUAGAAUGAUGAAACAUUAAUGAAAUUAUAUUAAAUGUUAUAAAAAGGAAUAAUAAAUGAAUAGGAAGGAUAAGUAGAAUUAGCUAUUGUAUAUUUAUAUAUAUAUAUAUAUUUUGUAGAAAUAAUUUACAUAACUUAUAUAAGAGAUAGAAUAAAUGAUGGAGGAUCUUCAAAUUAGUAAUCUAAUUAAUGUUAUUUAUGUUGAAGCACUUUUAAUUUUAGGUUUACUUUAAUCUCGAAUAAGUCAAUAUUAACAAGGAAAAAAGUUUAAAUUUAAUUAUAUAAUUUAAGGAACUUUGAAAAAUGUUUAAGAUUAUUCAUUAUAAAGGAUCAAAUCUUAUUGGCCAAAAUAUAUUUGAGAGUGGGUUAGAAUUGUCAACAAUUAUUUAGUUAUUAAAAAGCAAUUGAUUAUUAUGUUUAAGCUCUAGUAAUCUAUGAAAUCUAUCAAUUAAAAAUUGAAAUCUCUUUAACAAUAUCAUAUAUUGGAAUUGUUUAUGCUCAUCUAGGUAAUCAUGAUUUAGCCAUUAAAUUGGGAAUGUAAGCUAUUAUUGAAAUCAAAAAAAUUGUCAAAAAAGAUUCUUUUAUUAUGGGUCAAUUGUAUCAUGCUCUUGGAGAAAUGCAUUAUUUCCAUCAUGAUUUUGAAGAUGCUUUAGAGUGUUUUGAUGCUGCCUAUGAUAUUAAAAUUCAAUAUCCAAAAGAAAGACUAUCUUAAAUUUUGACAAUUAAUUAUUUAGCAAGUAGUUGUUAUCAUUUAGGUGAAUAUAAAAAAGCUUAAGAAUUAUAUGAAAUUUCAUUGAGUUAAAUUACAGAGAAAUCAACAUUAAUAGAAGCUCAAAUUCUAAACAAUCUUGGAAUGACAAAAAUUGCUUAAAACAUAAACGCAAAAAAUGAUUUAGAUAGAGCGAUCUCUAUUUAUUUAAUUUAUUUUUCUGAAACUCAUCCAUCUGUAAGAAGAGCGUUGAGAAAUCUUAAGCUUUAAAAAUGA